Aspergillus glaucus CBS 516.65 is the source of this 1922-nucleotide messenger RNA. It is a transcript of the gene nsdD, whose product is annotated as GATA-type sexual development transcription factor NsdD. Gene Ontology annotation, molecular function: zinc ion binding; sequence-specific DNA binding. Lineage: Eukaryota; Fungi; Ascomycota; Eurotiomycetes; Eurotiales; Aspergillaceae. Gene Ontology annotation, biological process: regulation of DNA-templated transcription. The coding region runs from base 1 to 1452 and encodes 483 amino acids. The record is from RefSeq and is a predicted model, not a curated record. The transcript has 4 exons.
AUGGCGGCUAUGCCCGAGAUCUUGAGCAAGGGAUGUUCCAUGGAACGAAGUACCUGUACUGUAGAGGAUCAUCUGCCAGCUAUUGGUUUUCUCGGUAAAGACGCAAAACAUCCUGUCAUCGCAGGCAGUGUUUCUUCUCCUGCUCCUCUCAUCAGUCCACCGAUCAUGUACUCGUCACAACCACCGUCCUAUCCCUACACCACUCCGACCGCUAGCAACGGUUCGCUUCCGUCAGGCUACAUCUCCCCACCGGAGUCGCGUCGCGCAUUGGAGGAAGAGAAGGAGAGACAGAUUCAGCCGCAACGGCAGUCGCUUCCCUCGAUCCAUGAGGCAUUAGGGAAUGACAAUCCGCUCUCGUAUGGCGGUCCGCCUACAUCCGCACCCGCCCAACAAGUCCAUCCCUCACAGGCACCGCCGCACUCGACAUCGCCAGGAUUCACGCGGUCGGGGACAGAGGCACCGACAGGGCCACCAAACCCAUUCUCCUUUUCGCAUCAGCAUCACCAACAAUUGCAGGCAGAGGCAUCACGGUCGAGCCUGACGUCCAUCAACACUCAGGAUUCCAGAACUGCAUCUCUUCAUUCGUUUAAUUCGGGCAGAUCCCCAACACAGAGUGCGAAGACUGGCAUUACCACGAAUUCGACAUAUGAAUACAGUGCACCGCCAUCCGCGGGGGGUAUUGGGUCGCCCAGUGGGUAUGCACCUCCGUAUUCGCAGUCGUUCUCGUUCCAAUCACAGCCGACCGCUCCAUCCUAUCCUUCUCACUACGACGCUCGUUACGGCGCAUGGAAACAGGGUGCACCGGAGCCUGUACGAGUGGAGGAAAUCAAGAGUGGGUAUACUCGUUCGCCACUUCCAGGCCAUGGUGACUCGAUGAAGCGACACUUGGAAGUUUACGACGUGGAAGCUUCUCUUAACGAGAUCACCGAUAUGAGCACCCGAACUUUGGAUUUCUCGAGACACUACGCUACGAGAGCCCACCAAACACAGCGAUCGGGACCGGUGAUGGGAUCGCUUCCAUCAUUGCACGAAGUUGAGGAAAUGAUUAAUGUCCAGCGUCAAAACCAAGAAGCGUUGCUGCGGAUACGUCACGCGGUUCUUACUCAAGAACACGCCAUGGCCGAACAAAUGGCACAACGGAAGGCCUACAAAGCCAGUGGGGUUGACGAAGAGAUGGCAAUGUACCAGGAGGAAUUCAAGGGCAGCGGGGGAUUCGCUGGUGCGGAAGCCAAGAAGCGGCGAGGGAAAGCUGCACCUCCUGGACGUUGCCACAGCUGCAACCGAGCGGAAACCCCAGAAUGGCGACGAGGCCCUGACGGUGCCCGAACACUCUGCAAUGCCUGCGGACUACACUAUGCCAAACUGACUCGCAAGAUGGGCGCGAAUAAGGCGUCAGCAUUGGGAUCGAAUCUGAAGCCCAAGACCCCACUGGGGUCAGCAUCGCCUAACUAAUUCAUUCUCUGUUGAUUUAAUCGGCGUUUGAAAAGGUUGGGAUUAGAUGGCGUUUAUCUUUUUCUUUUCUUUUCUUUUCUUUUCUUUUCUUUUUUUUUUUUUGUGCUUUUUUUUUUUUUUUUUUUUUUGGAAUACUUUGCACUGCACCAUUACCCAUUACCCUUAUGAAACGACACGGAGUCACUUUUUGUUCUUUAUUAUUAUUAUUUUUUGGGCUACGGCAGGAGGUUGUUAUGAUGCAGCAUGUGGAUGUGGUCUGGUUUUGCUUCUGCUUCUGCUUCUGCUUCUGUUCUCAUGGACUUAGUUUAAUACCCUCGCGCGUUGUUGGGAAGGCAUCCGAUAGAAUCGCUUGUCAAUUGUGAUAUACGGUUGGGUUGAUUUACAUGCUACAUGCUACGAUGCUACCACCAUACCCUAUAAAGUACCCUGUAAACUCUAAAGAAUGUAGAUACGUAUUCUACACGUGUCCC